Molecule: messenger RNA, 522 nt
Organism: Acanthosepion pharaonis
Lineage: Eukaryota; Metazoa; Mollusca; Cephalopoda; Sepiida; Sepiidae
Source: the annotation of a GenBank genome assembly
AUGUAUAAGGUGACGCAUACAAGUCUAACAAAUCAGCAGUUAAUUAUCUAUCAACGUUUAUAUAAGUUUCUCCCAGGACUCGUCUUCGUAGAUAUGAUAGUCUAUGUAACUAUUUUUAUCUAUCUAUCUAUAUAUCUAUGUAUCUAUCUCUUUUCAUCCCUCAAUGCUAUCUAUCUAUCUAUCUAUCUAUCUAUCUAUCUAUCUAUCUAUCUGUCUUUUCAUCUAUCUAUCCAACUAUACCAGUCUAUUCAUAUAUUUCUUUAUAUCUAUAUAACUAUUUUUUAUCUAUCUAUCUAUCUAUCUAUCUAUCUAUCUAUAUCUAAGUCUUUCCAUCACUUUUCUCAAUCCCUCUCAGUGCUAUGUUCUAUCUAUCUAUCUAUCUAUCUAUCUAUCUAUCUAUCUAUCUAUCUAUCUAUCUAUCUAUCUUUUUCUUCACUUUUCUCAAUCCCUCUCAGUGCUAUCAUCUAUCUAUCUAUCUAUCUAACUAUCUAUCUAUCUAUUUUUAUGUGUUUAGCAUUAUAA